GAAGGAGGGGAACCCAAUGGCCCACCUGCCCGUGUGUAUCACAUCCCCACGCCCUGCCGUGCUGCCCAGUACACACCAGGCGAGGAGCUGAGCAGAGUACAGAGAACUUCUGAGUCAUCAGGCUUGAUAAGCCAAAGGGAGAUAAGUCACAAGACAGUAUAGGCUGGGAGUCUGUUCUAGCAGUAGGUUAUUCACUGAGGGCCUACCGUGUGCUGGACACCGGUUCCAGAGCUCCCUGGGGGGCGGAAAGGUUGGGGAAGGAGCCAGAGGCUGGCUCGGAGGCAGAGGGAGAAAUAAGCAAACUCCAGGGAUCCCCUGUUCCUCCAGGCCUCCCUCUGCAGCAGCUACUCUGAACUACCUGGGCCGCAGCACCACCUGCUCGCCACCGGGAUUUCUUUAGCGGAGGGAAGCCCUGGCCACAUACAACUGCCAAGCGGCUAGGAAGGGAGUUCGAGCCCCAGUUCAAUCCCUCUCCUGGAGUGUAGUGUCAGGCAAGGUACCAGACUUCUCCGGACCGGUUUCGCUGUCCCCGUCCCUCCCCCGGGAGGAUUAAAUGAGAAAAAAAAACAUAAACUCGUUGCUCACUGAGGCUGUUUACUGAAGACCCACUGAAUACCAAACGCUGUGCAUACUUCCAUUCUUAUAACAACCCUGCAAGGUCGGCCCCAUGGCCACUUCACAGGAUUCAAAUGAAACGUCCUAUUUGCUGCCUCCAAACAAGGAGGACUGGGAAGGGCGAGGCAUUCCUGACUUUGUCUACGGGCAACAGGAACUCCUGUGGGAAGGGGUUCAGUGGCCGGGGAAUGCACCCAGUUGCCCAGACGCACUGCCUGUGCCUGGCUCUCGUUUUGAUUCUGCUCUCUGCUCUGCCUGGAGGCAGCGGAUGGACCUGGGGCUGUUUCGCUAUUGCCUGGGGGAGCUGCAGACCCAAACCCUCCCUGGUGCCGUGGGUUUUGUGGCUCAGCUGAAUGUGGAGCGAGGGGUGCAGAGGAGGGCCCCCCAGAGUAUUGGCAGCAUGAGGCAGGCAUUUGACCCUAAACAGUUUAACUUCACCAAAAUCCGGCCGGGAGAAGUCCUCUUCCGUUUGCACCGAAAGCCUGAUGUCCCAGGUGCACUCCAACAAGAGGAUAUCCUCGUGAUGAUCAAUGUCAGCCCCCUGGAGUGGGGCCAUGUGCUGCUGGUGCCGGAGCCGGCCCUGGGACUCCCCCAGCGCCUGCUGCCGGGUGCCCUUCGGGCUGGGCUGGAAGCUGUGCUGCUGAGCUCACACCCAGGCUUCCGCGUGGGCUUCAACAGCCUGGGCGGCUUGGCCUCCGUGAACCACCUCCACCUGCACGGCUAUUACCUGGCCCACAGACUGCCCGUGGAGAGGGCACCAAGUGAACGCCUGGACCCUGGGGGCCAUUUGCACCUGCUCCAGGCUGUCCCAGCUCCCGGCUUCCUCUUCUACACCGGUGGGCCAGGGCCGGACUUGGAAGCCUUGAUAAGCAGGGUAUGUCGAGCCACUGACUAUCUGACUGACCACGAGAUCGCACAUAACCUGUUUGUGACCCGGGGAGCCCCACCUGGAAAGAUUUCACCUUCCUCGGCUCUCACGGGGGUCCGGGUCAUCCUCUGGGCCCGGAAGUCCAGCUUUGGGAGGAAGGAAAGUGAGGCCUUCAAUGUUGCCCUCUGUGAGCUGGCCGGGCACCUCUCUGUCAAAACAUCCCAGGACUUUGGCAGCCUGACAGAGGCAGCCGCUCUGGCCCUCAUUCAAGACUGUCUGCUGCCCCCAGCGCAGGCGGAAGAGGUGCAGGCAGCGCUGGUGGCCUUGGCUGCUGAGGAGCCAUAAGCCUUCCAGGGAAUACUUGUUUUUCUCACUGGUCUAUGUCCCUUUCAGCAGACCGGCCUAUAAUGGUCAUCUGGGCACUUUCAUGACUGCCUUCUCACCUCUGUCAGCCUAAGAGGAGGGAUCAAAAACCAAUAAAAAUGGUCUCUUUAAAGAGAAGAGACCUUGGAAUAAAUCAAAUGA
This is a messenger RNA of Phyllostomus hastatus (greater spear-nosed bat), 2008 nucleotides long. It is a transcript of the gene GDPGP1, whose product is annotated as GDP-D-glucose phosphorylase 1. Gene Ontology annotation, molecular function: GDP-D-glucose phosphorylase activity. Gene Ontology annotation, biological process: glucose metabolic process. Gene Ontology annotation, cellular component: cytoplasm. Bases 668 to 1828 code for a protein of 386 amino acids. NCBI's taxonomy places the organism in Eukaryota, Metazoa, Chordata, Mammalia, Chiroptera, Phyllostomidae. The record is from RefSeq and is a predicted model, not a curated record. The transcript is spliced from 3 exons.